This is a messenger RNA of Adineta ricciae, 444 nucleotides long. The record is from the annotation of a GenBank genome assembly. NCBI's taxonomy places the organism in Eukaryota, Metazoa, Rotifera, Eurotatoria, Adinetida, Adinetidae.
AUGAAAGGAUCCGAUCGGCGGAAUACUGCUUCCAUGAAAUCCACGGAAGGUCCUGGAACUGGUCGGUUUCGGGCCGGAUUGUUCGACCUGGGCUGUGUCAAAAGAAUAUCUGAAAAUGCAGAAAUGACACGAUAUUAUGAAGGUGAAAUUAUUCAACGUCAAAAUGAAAUCAGUCAUUCAUUUUAUGUCGUAUUAAAAGGUCAAGUGCGUUGUUAUUCACAUUCCAAUGGUUCAUACGUUCAAAUAGCGGUCCUUAAAUGUGGUGAUUUCUUUGGAGGAAAAGGACUGUUUGACAAUUCACCAAAUGUUACAACGAUCGAAGCAGAAGAUGAAGUUCAAUGUUUAAUUAUCAGUCGCGAACUCUUUGACAAAGAAUUAAGACCUAUCAUCAAUCAACUACAACAAGCUAAUCAUUUAUAUGAUUUAUUUAAAAAUCAGUUCUAA